GUUGCAUUAAGGAAGAUGUAUAGCAUCAAGGCAUCACAACCAAACAGCGGUCAUAGGUGUCUAGAAAGAUACACUUUCCUGAAGUUCUUUGUUGCAGCUCUAAACCAGCUCUCUUUGUCCUCCGCCCCGCUGCAGAUACGUUUCCUGUUGCUGUUCAGCCGGCAGGGCAAGGUGCGUCUGCAGAAGUGGUACGCGCCCACGCCUGAGCGCGAGAAGAAGAAGGUGAUGCGCGACAUGACCACGCUGGUGCUCGCCCGCAAGCCCCGCACCUGCAACUUCCUCGACUGGAGGGACCUCAAGAUCGUCUACAAGAGGUACGCCAGUCUCUAUUUCUGCUGUGGCCUUGAAAAUCAGGACAAUGAGCUGUUGGCUCUGGAGGUUUUACAUCGAUUUGUGGAGCUGCUUGAUAAAUAUUUUGGAAAUGUAUGUGAGUUGGACAUCAUUUUUAACUUUGAGAAGGCUUACUUCAUUCUGGAUGAAUUCCUGAUGGGUGGGGAGAUACUGGAGACAUCCAAGACGUCCAUCUCUAAGGCAAUUGAGGCCUCAGACCUGCUGCAGGAGACUAUGGAGGAGUAUAUGAGUAAGCCUGCCUUCUAAAGCACAGGGAAAAAAGAAGAAAUGGAGUCAGGAAGAGAGUAAAUGGAGUCGGGGGGGAUCCACACGGCUAUGUUGUUCGCCUUGGUCAUACCACUGCCUUUAUUCUGUGUAACUAUGUGCACAACUCUCCAUUUUCCCAAAAGAGUUAGUCAUAGGUCGUUCGUAACUUCGAAGCACAUCUGCUUAGCUCUCUUCAGGGAGAUGCCCACAAACUGUCAUUUCAAAGGUAUUUAUGUACAUGGAUUCUAGCCAUACAAUGACACUGAUACUGAUUGUCCUGCAGAUUAGCAUGAUGAUGACAAUCAUAGCUGACUGUAUGUAAUCAUUCCUACUCUUAAAUAAUUCUGUUUUAUUAUAAUAAUAAUGUAUUUAAAUUACUGUCAGAUGAUUAAAAGUGCCUUUUUAUGUAUGUGUAUGUCACCGUAUGUUAAAUAUUCAGAUUUUACUGAGUCGUUCUAGUGCCUCAGGGAGUAAUCGGUUGUAAUUCUUGUUUUUUGUUUUUCUUGGUGGAGGUUAUAAAUUCUGUAUUCUACAGCACAAUAUUGAUUUUUUUUUCACGGACUCUACAAUAAAAAACUUAUUUUGAUAAA
Messenger RNA from Clupea harengus (Atlantic herring), 1187 nucleotides. It is a transcript of the gene ap1s3b, whose product is annotated as adaptor related protein complex 1 subunit sigma 3b. The record is from RefSeq and is a predicted model, not a curated record. NCBI's taxonomy places the organism in Eukaryota, Metazoa, Chordata, Actinopteri, Clupeiformes, Clupeidae. Gene Ontology annotation, molecular function: clathrin-cargo adaptor activity. Gene Ontology annotation, biological process: intracellular protein transport; vesicle-mediated transport. The transcript is spliced from 4 exons. Bases 16 to 597 code for a protein of 193 amino acids. Gene Ontology annotation, cellular component: AP-1 adaptor complex; membrane coat.